GAUACUCAUUGUAAUGACCACUUAAUCCCAUUCAUUUUAAUCAGGCUCAACAAACUGCAUAGUUUUGAUUUCAAGUCAUACAGGAUUGGCAAUCAGCGCCAGGUGAACAUGAUGAAGCAAUCAGCUGUUAUCUUAAAGAUGGCCUUGAUGAUGCUGAUGCUGCUGCUGCACGGCACAGAUGCAACGAUGGACAUCAUUCCCAAAAAUCAAGAUGUUAAGGUGGGAGAAGAUGUCUUUAUCUUGUGUAAAGCUGGAGGAGAGGGAGAUAUAGUGUGGCAGAAGGACGGGGAAGAGAUCGACGAUGAAGACAAGUUGUCAAAGCUGGACGAGACUUCCUCUAAAUUGAUCAUUAAGAAGGCUACGAUGGAGGAUGCGGGCAGAUACACCUGUGUGUGUAACUUCGACAACGGACACGAAGAUGCUGUUUCGACACAGCUGUAUGUUUAUGAGGGUCCAUCAAUUGUAAGCACCAACACCUACCAUGAGUUCCUGCAGGGCACAGAAGGAAUGGUGCCAUGCGUGGUGACCGGCCAGCCAGCCAUGGAUGUUCACUGGCUCAGAGACGGAGAGGAAAUCUCCUCUGAUGCUACAGCAGGAAAGCGUGUGCAUCAGCAGCCUGAUAACACAGUCCUUAUUAAAAAUGUGACGAGAGAGGAUGCCGGGACGUACGUGUGUCAGGCUCAGAUCAGAGGAAGGUCCAUCAAACAGACACUCAACUUCUCUGUCGUCGUCAAUGCUCCUCCUACUGUGCGUUUGAGAGAAGAGGUGAAGAAAGUGCUGGCCGGACCAGAAACAAACGUUUCCCUGCUGUGUUUGGUGGACGGUCACCCAAAACCCAACAUCACCUGGACCUUGCCGAUGACAUUUGACCCUUCACAUCAUUAUUUUGACUCAGACCGCAGCCAGUUGACUAUAAGGUCUGUUACCAGGGCCGACUACGGCGAGUACAUCUGCACCGCCACCAACAAGAUAUCGGAAAGCAGUGCCACCAUUAUGCUUCAUGUUUUUGAGGCCCCAGAGGUGUUUGUGUCAGCAAAGCAGCAGAGUGUAUCAGUGGGCGAGAGCGUGUCUGUGUCCUGUAACGUGUCUGGUCAUCCUCAGCCUGAGCUAUACUGGCUCAACAAGCACAAUGGACGCACACUGGACUCCACCUCUGGUCGUGUCCGUGUUGUUGAUGGUGCAUUGGUGAUUAAUGAGGUAGUGCCCUCUGAUGGUGGGCUGUAUUCCUGCAUGGCUGUCAGCACCUCUGGAAAUGCAUCGAGAGACUUUGCAAUACACACCCAGCCUGGUCGGCCUCACUACCUGUCAGUCUCAUCUGGGCAAACCUCAGUCCUCUUCUCCCUCAAAAGCCUGCCCAUCAGUGGAGGAACACCAAUCACAAGCUUCAUCCUGCAGUGGAGGCAAAGUGCAGCAGAACAGUGGAAGGAGAUCACAGUCCCAGCUUCAGAUCCCCAUCUAGCUAUCACCUCCCUCAAGCCGUACACAUUGUACAAAGUGCAUUUGGCUGCCAUGAAUGCAGUUGGAGUGGGAGAGUUCUCAGAACAAAACACCGUCCGCACCGAGGGAAUGCGUGAACCAGACAGUCCAGUUUUGUUGUCCAAUGAUAUGAAAGUAGAGGGCAACUCCUUUUCUGUCCCUCUCAAACAGAGUGAUGAUGGUGGAACUCCUCUGCUGCACUUUGACGUACGAUACAGACAGGAUAAAGAAGGAACUGAGUGGAAAGAGAUGGAGCUGCCAUCCAAUGCUGACUCCGUCUCCCUUAAAGAUCUUUCCUACGACUCAGACUAUCAACUGCAAGUUUCAUCCGUCAACCCUAAUGGUUCCUCUAUCCCUGCCAUGUUCAACUUCACCAUUGCGGAUCAGCCUGCCAAAUUGAGCAUGACCAAAGGCAGCGUGGUUGGCAUCGUCAUAGUGAUCUUCCUUGUGGUAUUCCUGGUGGUAGACGCCACCUGCUGCUACAGAAAUCGCUGCGGCCUGCUCAUGACCAUCGCUGUGAAACUCUUUGGACAGAAAGUCCCAGGCCUCCAAAUGCUUGAAGAAGGGGAAGGAACCAAUGGAGAAGUGAAGCUGAACAAUAUAUCCACUCCAAGAGACAGUGUUCAACAUUCCGAAGCAGGGGUGCAGACACUCACUAAGGACGAGGGGCAGCUCAGAGAGAUCACCUGCGACAAAGCCCCCCUUACCAAACACGAGAAAAAAACAGCGGGCAGAGAACUGCACGCUGCCAUUGCAUGAGGCCAGAAACCGCAGAAAGAAGAAAGAAGAAGUGUGAAAAAGCAAGGAUGAUGUAUAGACAACAAGAAGAUAUCCAACCACCACUAAGCCUUAAUGACUGAGUCAGAACCGUCAGCAAUCUCUACAUUCAAUACCACUGCUAUGGGAAAGGCGUCUGUGCUGUUGGAGUGAGAGGAAAGCGGGUUUGAAAUCUCCCAACAUACAGUUCACAUUAAGACUGCCACAGGCUACAUGCAGGAGAUUUUAUAAUUUUUUGUUUUUUUUCUGUUUUGUGUACGCUGAUCUAGAUUGGCUCAACGACAAAGUCUCAUUUUACAUGGUAAUUGUGUUAUCUGUGUUUUACAGGUUAAACUUGUUGGUGUUAUAAAUUAAUUUUGAAUUGUUAUAUUUAACAAUAUUUACUAAAAGUCACCUUCUGUACUUUGAAUGUUGUACACAGACACAUGGUCUUGUUUAAUUUGUACUAUUUGUUAUCGUAUCACGAUAUCCUGUUUAAUGCAUCGGAAAUAUUUUCAUUUAUAUCUUUUAAUCCUUCUUCACUUUUUUUUUUUUUUUCAACAUGCGUUGUGGCUGCUUUUCCGAUGUAUAUGUAAGAGUAAACAUAUAUUUUUUUAGAUGAAAUAGCAGUGUAUUUAACACUGUAUUCAGCAAUAACUUAACCUAUCUAACCUUUAUAUAAUUAUCAUGCACUAAUAUGUAUUGUUUUCAAACCAUACAUGAGAGAUAUUUUUAUUAUUAUAUAUCAAGAGAGGCUUUGAACUUGAAGCCAUAUUUGACUUUGUAACCGGCUUUGGAAGCUGUAAUUUAAAGCAGCUUUUAUUAUGAGAACCUUCUUUAAAGUACCUGUAAUAAUAUGUGACAUGAAAUACAUAUACAAACCAACAAAAUGUAUUAAUGCUGUAAAUUAUUUUGUUUUCAUAGUCAUUAUAUUUACAGUAAUGAAAUAUGUUCCAGUGAAAAUGUUUCAGGUCAAAUAUUUAACUUGCAGCUUUUUUGAUUUGACGAUACUUUGACAUUAUUAUGUCAUGUUUGCAAAUUACCUGACCAUGUUAAUGAAGUGUGUUGAUAUUAAUGUUAUAUUGUAUUGAACAUUGUAAAUGACUGUACAUACACAUGUCAUUACAUAUUUUGUGGUUGAUAAAAACAUUGACUGUAAAA
Anoplopoma fimbria (sablefish) is the source of this 3393-nucleotide messenger RNA. RefSeq names its product neural cell adhesion molecule 3 (gene ncam3). The transcript has 16 exons. The coding region runs from base 109 to 2235 and encodes 708 amino acids. Gene Ontology annotation, cellular component: membrane. NCBI's taxonomy places the organism in Eukaryota, Metazoa, Chordata, Actinopteri, Perciformes, Anoplopomatidae. The record is from RefSeq and is a predicted model, not a curated record. Gene Ontology annotation, molecular function: protein binding. Gene Ontology annotation, biological process: cell adhesion.